CUGCCGCAAACACAGCAAUAGAUGAACAGAUUUUUAAAAAAUCCAUUUUUUCGAUGAUCUUUGGCGACCCCUGACAAAUCGUCAAUCGACCCACAAGGGGGUCGUGAUCCACGUAUAACUCAAAUAACCCCUGAUCUAGAUCUAGCGUUGGAACGGCGUAGCUGGCCUGAAUCAAGACUAGUCAGUUACCACCUUCGAGUCCUUGCUUGAAUUUAUUCACACAGGCAGGCGCACACCAAAAAUCUAAAUCCAUAUGUUAAUAGAAAUUGAUACUAAAUAUGGCACAUAAACUUCAUUAUAACAGGAAAUGUUCUGCAACAAACAAGCUAUUCAGAUGUUCAACUUUAGAGUCACUACUAAGCAGAUCUCAUAAUUUUAGCUGUAAGUCUGAAAUGUGCAGACAUUUCAUUUGUUUAGUUUUAGCUUGUACAACCCUCUCUGCUAAAGCUGAAUCAAGAGGCACUGUGAAUCAAACAGAUUUUCUGCAUAGGCAUGACAGUUCUGUCAGUAUUUUUGACUUAACUAAAAAUAAAACCUUUGCCAAUAGUUCACAUUCCUAUGAAAAGACACCAAAGAAUGUAGCUGCUCAGUUGUCUCAACAUCAGUUUAUUCCAAAUAGCUCAAACCACAUGUUUGAUGUAAGUAUGGAAGGUAAACACAUUAUCAUCAAACUCUUCACCAAGUACCACAAGGAAUCUUUCAUAUCUGUUAAAGAUUUACACAAAUUGUUGACUAAAAUAAAAGAGAGAGUUUUAACAAGCCAUGGUCAUCAUCAUACUGUGCACACUUCUGAGCAUGAUGAGCUGGAACCUACUCAGGACUUGAAAGUAACAAGAGAGACAACCUCUGAAACAGUUGGUGAUGUUUCUGUAUCACCGUCUAACUUAGUGCAUACGGGGGACUCUCAACUUGAAAUUGGUCAACAAAUGAAUAAGACAGACAUUGACACAGAACAUUGUCUACGCUUGGAUGAGAUGCUUCACAUUUUUAAGUUCAGUCAUUUAAAAAGGUUAGGACCGAGAGAGUUUCUACACUUAUGUCCUGUCUUGAUUGAUCAGUUAGAUUCUGGUUUCUGUAAGGCUGAGUCAGAAUUAAAAGUUGUACCCAUCCUUGAAGAUCCUCAUGAUAAUCACCAGCAUCAUGAACAUGACCAUAGUAGUGACACCAGCCAUGAUGUUCAUGUAAUCAAUGCUACAGACACAACACCAUUCCAUGCUCCUAUGAAAGCCUGGUGUUUCACAUUUCUGUCCAUCAUCAUCAUCAGUGUGUGCUGUGUUGUCGGGGCCAUCAUUAUCCCCAACAUGGAAAAGGUGUUUUACAAUCACAUCCUGCAGUUCCUUGUGGCUCUGGCUGUUGGUGCCAUGUCAUCCGAUGCCAUGCUUCAUUUGUUACCACAUGCUCUGUUGUCUGAAUCUCACCAUGCUAACCAUCAUCAUAAACAUGACAUUGAUGACAGACAGUUGCAGAAUGACACCAAGAGUGGGAAGUUGACAGAUGGCCAGACAUCUAGUCAUAUGACUGCAUUGUAUAAAGGUCUGGUGGCCUUGAUGGGAAUGUAUGGUUUCUUCUUUCUAGAGCGCUGUUUCACUCACUUCACUCAACACAGAGGGAGGAAAACAAAGAGCAAGAGUCUAAGAAAAACUUCUUGCAAUGAAGAGUCAAGGUCAACAAUGCUAGGCUCAACUUUGGAGGCAGAAAGUUUCAAUAUGGCUUCCUGUGAUGCAGUGGUCAUGGUUGUUCAUCCUAACAAAGCUUUGAAAGCCUAUGCUGAUGUUCGUCAUGAGGCAUUACUACACAGCUGUGAUGAAUCAUUGAUCUUGUCUCCAUCAGGAUCUGAUGUCACUGGGGCUAAGUCAGGGGGUAAUGGCACCAAAAACUCUGUGAUUGGAAGUAUUAGUGAUGCUGUCGUCACUCGUAAAGCAUCCACAAUUUUGGCUAAGAACCCAGCUAGUGACAAUACUAGCAAAAGUGAAACCAACGGACAUCCCUCCCCAUGUGAGAAAAGUGGACAUGGUGAUGCUAUUUGUCUAGGUGCUGAGACAACAAGGUCAUAUAAUAAAACCACUGAACAUUGCCACAGUCACAGGAAUGUUGGAAAUCUCAGAGAAGUUCUGAGCUCUGUGGCCAUGAUGGUUGUAGUAGGGGACCUCAUCCACAGUUUUUGUGCUGGGCUUGCUAUUGGGACAGCGUAUGCAGGAAACACUUUAGGUGGUCUGAGUACUUCUGUUGCAGUAUUUUGUUAUGAGCUUCCACAUGAGAUAGGUGAUUUAGCAGUGUUGAUGAGAUCAGGUUUAACCAGGAAGAAAGCUGUUUGUUUUAAUUUACUGUCUUCUCUGCCCAGUUUCUUUGGAGCAAUCAUUGGUUUGUCCAUUGGAAAUAUAGGCUCAGCAUCUGUAUGGAGUUUUGCUGGUGUUGGCGGCAUGUUUCUCUACAUUACCUUAGUGGACUUGGUACCUGAAAUGACAUCUGUUUAUACAAAGCCAGGUGAACCUUGGUUUCUACAUCUGCUUUUACAGGCCAUUGGAAUCUCAGUAGGUACUACUCUCGUGCUAAUCAUCAGUGUCUCUGAAGAAUCUCGGACAUUGUCCCAUUCAUAAUUGGUGGAAAUAUUAAUAUGAAUUAAAAACAAUCCAUUUAAAUUUUGACAAUCCAAGUUUUAGAUCUGAUUUAUCUCUCUAUUUAUUGACAUUAGUACCAUCUAGUCAUCCUCACUUUUUCUUAGCAAACUAUUUAUUAGUAGCAGUUUGCUUUAGCUGGUAAUGGGCUUCUAAGAUUUUUUGAAAAUUCUUUCCGGUGCAUGCAUGUUAAGUUUUUAUUUGCUAACAUUUUUUUGUUGUUUUCAUUUUUUUUUUUAAAGAUUUCUUUUGAGAAAAUGUAAUAUAAAGUAUAUGUACAAACCUUUUAGUUUUACUGUGUGCCUGUCCUAUAUAUCAUUUUGUUUCUAGUUAUUUAUUAGAUUUAAAUUAUUUAAUGUUCACUUAGCAUUGGAUCAAAAAACAUAAAGACAAAAAUAUUGGUGUAUCCUUUUUCCAAAGUAUCUCUCCUAUUAAAUUAUUUCCUAAGUAUCUCUCCUAUUAAAUUAUUGCCUAAGUAUCUCUCCUAUUAAAUUAUUUCUUAAGUAUCUCUCCUAUUAAAUUAUUUCUUAAGUAUCUCUCCUAUUGAAUUAUUGCCUAAGUAUAUCUCCUAUUAAAUUAUUGCCUAAGUAUAUCUCCUAUUAAAUUAUUGCCUAAGUAUAUCUCCUAUUAAAUUAUUUCCUAAGUAUAUCUCCUAUUAAAUUAUUGCCUAAGUAUCUCUCCUAUUAAAUUAUUGCCUAAGUAUCUCUACUAUUGAAUUAUUGCCUAAGUAUCUCUCCUAUUAAAUUAUUUCCUAGGUAUCUCUCCUAUUAAAUUAUUUCCUAGGUAUCUCUCCUAUUAAAUUAUUUCCUAAGUAUCUCUCCUAUUAAAUUAUUUCCUUAGUAUAUCUUCUAUUAAAUUAUUUCCUAAGUAUCUCUCCUAUUAUUUCCUAAAUAUGUCAUUUUUUGUCACUCUCCACAGUCAGUUGUUUUCCUAUAACACUUGUGUGUGUAUUUGUUAUCAAAAGGGUACUUUGUUAUCAUGAGGGUAAUUUUAUUUUUGAAAAAUGUAUUUUUUUAGUAUCAUGACAAUUGAUUGUUUGUAUUUAGAUCUCUACUAAUGCAUUCAAUGAAUCUUGUUCUCUGUCUCAACUUUCCUUAUACUCUCUAUGGACUUUAGUUGCUGCUAUAACAUUUUGUUUAGUGAGUGCCAUUUUGUUGAAUACUUUCAUUAGAUAUCUUCAAAUCAGUAUCCAGAACAAAUCUGAUGGGUUUUCCCAAAGAUAUUUUUAGUCUAUUUUCAUUGACAUAACUUUAAUUUUUUUUCUGAGAAUUAAACGUUUAAACCUUUAAGUUCUGCUGGUAAUAAAUUGAAACGUACUUUCUGUCAGUGAAGUUGUUGGCUGAGAAUUCUUCUCUCUACUUUAUAUUGACAUUUAUUAUUAGUAAAUAAGUUGAAAAUUCCUCAAUUUGAAAUGUCCUCUCCACACUUCAUAUUGACAGUUUGAAGGUCAAAUUCAUUCCAUUCAUUUAUUAAUUGACUGAUAUUUCAAAGAAGUUGAAUUGUAUUUAUGCAAUUUUUGUCACAAUAUUUUGAUCAUCAAAUACUUCAUUCAGUUUUCUUAAAUGCUUUUACAAAUGACAAGGUGAUAUGAAAUCAAAUCCAACUCAAACAAAUAUUUAUUUAUUUUUUUAAAAAUGCAUUUUUUAUCAAAGUAUUGUUUUAUAGUUAUUGAUUACCGGUACCCAUAAUGCAACUUAACAAGACCAGAUAAUGUUCCAUGCUUAUAUCUAUGAUACUUAAAGUAGAUUGAUUUACCUUACAUUUAGAAUGCUUUGGAUUUCUGUUGCUUCUGUGACAUUAAAAAAGAAUUGUUGCUACUGUAUCAAAGAAUAUUUUGUUUACUAAUGUAUUUGCCCUAGUAUUAUAUUACUGCUUCAGGACUGGUUUAUGAUAGUAACCACUGUAUAUGAUUAUGUCUUAGUCAACAUUUGUUUUUCUAUUAUGACAUUGUCCUAGUGUGAUGACCACUUACAAAGCAUUUCAAAAUAUAUCAAUUAGUUUUAUGUUUCUUAUAGAAUCUGUUUUUUUUUCUCAAGUUUGAUGUGAAAACAAGAAAGUUUAAAUGACAUAAGAUUUGCAUUUAUGCACUACGGCAUUUCAAUUUAAACUCUCACCUAGAUAGCAUUUAGAAAUCGUUGUUUUGAAUUAGAUUUAUCAAAUAUUUACUUAGGCCAUCUUCACACUAAGUAUCAUUGCAUUCUGAUGCUGUCAAAACGAAAUGCCAGAAAACACUUUAUUAUUCAAUGAAACCAUCUCAAGAAAUCCUUACUCAAAACUGUUGCCAAUAAGACUACUACAUCAUCAGUGUUUCUAAAGACUAUGGAAAGAUGCAAAGUGUAUUUUAUAUGAAUGGGACGCCAAGCUGUGCCCUAAAUAUUUUGGCAUACAUUUCUUAGAUAUAGUCUGAAUUCCUCUUUUUCUUUUAGGUGGGCUUUUCUUGAAUAAAAGAUUUUCUUUGAGAGCUUCCUUCCAGCCCUCCCCUCACCCCCACUUUUUCAAUCCUGUCUGUAGAUUGAAACUUUCAGAAUGUCUGAGAACUUCUUUUUUUUUCUCUUUUAUAGAAGCUAACAAUUGAAAUGAAAAUUAAUGUUUAAAAGAAUGAAAUAUAUAUAUAUAUAGUUCGUCCAUUGUGGUUCGAUGAUGACCACUUUGUCAUCCAGGGGGCUGAGGGGUUUGCACUGGGGUUUUAUGCCUCCUCAUGUGGCUGGUGAGUCCUAUGUGAGACCGGAAUGUUUGGCUGCACACUGGGCAGGUUAUUCCAGCUGGGGCUAGUGUCGUUUGCCUUGCUUUUCUUCUCUGGCGUUUUUCUUCUGCCAGCUUUGUUCUUUUUUCCUCAGCAACCUGAGCGCCAGUUUUCACUGCGCGACGCCAUGAUGCUCUGUCAUGUGCCUCUGUCUCCCAGGUGCCUGGGUCUAUGCUGAACGCCUUCAUAGAAGCUUUGAGGGUGUCCCUGAAGCGCUUUAUUUGACCACCUUGCGAGCGCUUUCCUUCGCUUAGUUGGCCAAACAAGAGUCUUUUAGGGAUGCGGUGGUCUUCCAUUCUGCAGACGUGACCUGCCCAUCGCAGCUGGGACUGCAUCAGGAUUGUGUGGAUACUUUGCAGACACGCCCUUCGAAGGACUUCAGUAUCUGGUAUUUUGUCUUGCCAUUUGACAUUCAGUAUUUUUCUCAGACAUGUCAUGUGGAAGUGGUUCAGUUUCUUUGCAUGUUUUCUAUACACUGUCCAUGUUUCUGAGGCAUAGAGCAAUGUAGGGAGGAUGACGGCUCUAUAGACCCCUAGCUUUGUAUUUGUGGUGAUAUCACGUCUGUUCCAGACAUUUUUAGACAGUCUGCCAUAGGAUGCACUGGCCUUGGCGAUGCGCAAGUCGAUUUCACUAUCGAUUUUUCCGUUUCUUGAGAGUGUGCUGCCAAGAUAUGCGAAUUUGUCCACUGCGUUUAUAACCUGUCCAUUUAUAGUGAUUCUUGGAUCCGAGUAGGCUUUCCCAGGACUUCAGUCUUGUUUGUAUUAAUGGUAAGGCCAAAGUCUGAGCAUGCUCUUGAGAAGUCACUGACGAUGCUCUGCAGAUCAUUUUCAGAGCAGGCAUUUAGGGCACAGUCGUCAGCAAAUAGCAAGUCUCUGAUUUUGCUUUAAGCCGCCUCAGGUUGAAUAGGCCACCAUCAAAUCUGUAUUUAUAUAUAUAUAUAUUUAUCCCGUUGUUUUCUCUAUUUGUGAAUGCAUCUGUCAGCAUAACGGAGAACAUGAUACUGAAUAGUAUAGGUGCUAGGACACAGCUUUGUUUUACCCCGUUUGAUACUUCGAAGGGCUCUGAUGGUUCUCCACUUUCUUGGACAAGAGCCUUCGUGCCAUCAUGAAAUAGUCUCACCAUGGUUAUGAAUUUUCGUGGACAGCCAUACUUUGACAUAAUCUUCCAUAGUCCUUCUCUGCUAACAGUGUCGAAUGCCUUUGUUAAGUCGACAUAUACUGAGAACAGGUCAGCAUUUUGUUCUUGACAUUUUUCCUGGAGCUGCCUUGCUGUAAAGAUCUUGUCAAUGGUUCCACGCUCUUUUCUGAAGCCGCACUGGCUUUCUGGUAGUAGACCAUGUUCUAGGUGUUGCAUGAGCCGAUUUAGUAGGAUGCGUGCAAGGAUUUUCCAAGCAAUAGAGAGAUGAGAUAUUCCUCUGUGGUUAUCGCAGAUUUGGCGGUUUCCUUUUCGCUUGUAUAAAUGAACAAUCGUGGCAUCUUUAAAGUCUUGUGGUAUAGACUCUUUUUCUCACAUAAUUAAGAAGAGCUUAUGAAGUCUUUCAAUCAGGGCUAAUCCACCUUUUUUGUAGACCUCUGCGGGAAUGGAGUCUGCUGCUGGGGCUUUUCCGCUUGCGAGCUGUUGAAUGGCAAGAUCGGUUUCCUUUAGCGUAGGGGGGUCAUCCAUUUUUUCAUUUAUUGGUACUUGCUGUAGCCUGUCUAUGGCCGCUUCAUUUAUGAUGGAAGGUGUAUUGAGAACUUUUUCGAAGUGCUCUGCCCAGCGUUUUAGGAUUUCUUCCUUAUCUGUCAAUAGGAUUGUCCCAUCAGCAUUUAGUAGAGGGGAUGAGCCUGACCUUUUGGGUCCAUAGAUUUCGUUUAUGUCAUGGUAGAAGUUCUUGACGUGCUUGUCAGCAAAUUCCUGUAUUGUUUCCACUUUCUUGCUAAGCCAGGUAUCUUGCAUUUGGCGUAACUGAUAUGAUAUGAAAUAAAUGGUUAUAAGAUCUACAGAUUUACCAUAGUCUUACAUCGUUCUGAUGCAUUCCAUAUAAAUUACUGAUAUUUAACUAAGUCAAAACAUUACAGUUACUGUACUUAUUCAAUUUAUAAUCUUCAUGUGUUGAACAUUAUUUGUUAUUUUAGAGCUGCAUUGUUUAUGAUGAAGGAUAUUUUAAUGUAACAGUCAAAACAUUUUUCUUUUGUACUGGCAUUUAAAGAUAAGUCGCCAGUUUUUUUGUUUUUUUUUUUGUUUUACAUUAUUAUCAUUAAGUAAGUACACAAGUACAUUGAGACCAGUACAUACUUCUAUUACAGAUGCCAAUACAUUCAUUUUUUUUUUUGGACAUUUUAUUUGGAACCCUUUUUUUUUCUGCUUUGACUUUUAGUUGUCAAUACAUUUAUCUCCAUAAUAAUCGCUCUCCAACUAUUGUCUCAGUUCCACUGGACUGCUCCUGUGCUGUAUUGCCCUACACCCAGGAAGUAAUGUGAACAACGAAGUAGUACACAAGCUCUUAGAAUGUGUUUUAAUUUCAACUUGAAACAAACUCUUUAUUUUAAUCCUCCAUAUCUGUUGAGUUCUUUGUUUUUGUACUUAACGGGGCUGGUGAGAAGAUUUGUACAGCUUUUCUUUUCUCUCUUGCACUUGACAAAGCAGGAGGUUUUUGUUGUUUGAUUUCUUAUGACAAUGUUUUCAAAUGUCACUUUUACUUUAAAGUUAGUUUUCAACAUUUUAAUUAAAGAACUUUUCAAUGAA
This is a messenger RNA of Biomphalaria glabrata, 8082 nucleotides long. RefSeq names its product zinc transporter ZIP10-like. Gene Ontology annotation, cellular component: membrane. Gene Ontology annotation, molecular function: zinc ion transmembrane transporter activity. Lineage: Eukaryota; Metazoa; Mollusca; Gastropoda; Planorbidae. Gene Ontology annotation, biological process: zinc ion import across plasma membrane; intracellular zinc ion homeostasis. Bases 279 to 2597 code for a protein of 772 amino acids. The transcript has 10 exons. The record is from RefSeq and is a predicted model, not a curated record.